AUGGAAGGUAACAUCAACAUGGGUUCUAGACAAAGUCGUUUUCUUGGAGGUGUUGUAGCAACCUUAGCAAGUGUUAUCAUGUUCAUUGAUGAAGGGCUUACUAGUAAUUUUAGCUGCUGUAGGAGGGAGUAGUAUAUCUCCGAACUAAUCCAAGAAAUGACCAUCACCACCGACCAAUCCAAUGACAAGGAACCACAAUACCCACCUCCGAUGAACACCGAUCCACCACCUCACGUGAACCACCAUUACAACCGUGAACAACCACCUUUUUUUCCUCUUCCACCUCCUUUCCAUGAGUUUCGAAGUUACAAAGAAAUUUUGAUUUGCCUUUCCAACCUCUUCUUCCACCUUCGUCGCAAUCACCACAACGCCUCCUGCCCCGGCUGUGAUGAUGAAUCUCCUCUACCUCCAAAUCCAAAUGCUAACGGCCACAUUGAACAACCACCUGAAAUCUUUGAUUCUUACCUCGCAGAGUACCACCUUCUGGCAUCACCACCGCAACCUUUCUACCAUGUCUCUCCGGAGAGCAGCUGCCACCACAGCCUUCACAUUCCUCCGAUUAUCCGUCCACCCACAAACUAUUUGGACAAUAAACCCACAUUUCGGAUCUAUACCAAGGCAAAAACUGAUUACUCUCUCACUAUACGUAAUGGAAAAGUGAUUCUUGCUCCAACUAAUUCUUCUGAUCUUCACCAGCAUUGGAUCAAAGAUGAGAAAUUUGGUAGGAGCAUUAAGGAUGAAAAGGGUAAUCCCGCUUUUGCCUUGGUCAACAAAGCCACUGGUGAAGCUAUGAAAUUUUCAAUCGGUGUAACUUAUCCGGUUCAGCUGAAGAAAUACAACCCUAAUGAAGUCGACAUGAGUGUUCUUUGGAGUGAGGGCAAUGACUUGGGUGAUGGUUAUAGGUCAUUUAGGACAGUCACCAAUAUUCAUCUUCAUCUAGAUGCAUUGGAUCAUAUUCCCGUAUUGAUUGCGUGUUAGUGUGGAGUUUAAUAUUCGACCGUGAGCAUGCUAUGUUCCAUGGCACUCGGCGUUCAUGUAUUUUUCGAAUGAUCACAUGUUUAAGUACCUAUGGAGAGUGUUGUUUAUAUAUCUCCAUUUGGAUAUUUUUAUAUGUUAUUUCGGGCCUCCGUAACGUAUUAAACUUGUUAGAUUUUAAUGGAUUGACACAUAUAAUCCUAUUUUAAAAUCCAUUAAACUUUACAAAUUCAAUGAAAC
This is a messenger RNA of Lactuca saligna, 1215 nucleotides long. The record is from the annotation of a GenBank genome assembly. Lineage: Eukaryota; Viridiplantae; Streptophyta; Magnoliopsida; Asterales; Asteraceae.